Molecule: messenger RNA, 1496 nt
Organism: Exserohilum turcica Et28A
Lineage: Eukaryota; Fungi; Ascomycota; Dothideomycetes; Pleosporales; Pleosporaceae
Exons: 2
Coding region: 256-1233 (325 amino acids)
Source: RefSeq, a predicted model, not a curated record
AAUUCGGCAUAAGGCCGUCUCAGCCAAACGAGCAUAGCCGCCAUAGGGCCGCAAAGCGUUCAAAUGCUCUCCUUGCGCGCCCGUCGCUGUCUCUGCAACUGUGUCUGCUCGACUCCCAUUCGCGUCCGUUGAUCGCCAACCGUGGGUGACAAGACACAGACGGAAAUGCUGCAGGUACAACAGACAGAUCUCGCGCCGACGUCUUUGGAAACGCCUUCUUUUACGCACGCCGAAGAAAGCAGCUUUCGUCCAAGCAUGAUCUACAACGUGCUGCCCGCCAUAUUGUCCAACCGCCUGCCCACGAUACCCUCCCUCCGCCAGUCCCUUGGUGAUGUACGGGGUCGAACUUCACACGCAAAAUCCGAGUCGGUGACUGAGUUACCGCAGCCCGAGACGCCACCGCCGGGCUAUUCGUCCACGCCUCCAAGCGGAUUCAUCACACCCCACCGACUGUCGGCAGCUCUGGGCGAGGCGGAGGUUGACUUUGCGGAUGACAUAUCUGAAGGGCCAGCGUCUCCGAGAAAUGCGCCGCUGUCGGUGCUGGGCGCCCACGAGACGAGCACGGGAAUCCGGUGGAAAUACGCUAAUCUAGGGACAAGUCUGCUAGCCCAAGCGUCGAGAGAAUCCAGCGCACUGACAAGCAGCUCCGAGGAGCCAUGCGCGACACUCACACGCCAGCUGUACAUUCACGCCAUCACCUAUCUGCUUCGGGGCUUGCCCGCAAAGCUCACGCCAGAGGAAACGCUGGGCCUCCAAGCAGCCCUCCCUCAGGAUGUCGUCGAUGCAGCCAACGACGCAAAUGCGGGGGCGCUGAUACUGCCAGCCUCGCAACGGAGCCUGAGCGCCCAGGAAAAGCCUCCACAGGACCCGACUGUGCUGCAUCGCAUAACAGCGACAUUGGUGCUGCAGACGUUUCUCCUGCUGCAGUUUCUCCUACCGUACAUUCGGCUGUUUCUGUCGCACGCCUAUCGGUUUGAAAGAAAGCACCAAAUCACCAAGCGGGUCGUCAAUACGAGCGUCGCCACGGUCGACGACAUUGGACGGAGGACACUCAGGCUGUCGCAGACGGUGUGCCAGAUGAAUGACGGCAUGAUUGGACAGGCCAUCAACGAGAUGAGCAUCUGGUGGAUAACGGGCGUGACUGGAGGGGUGCAGCAGGGCCUGGCCGAGGGGCUGCGAGCCGUGAGGGCGGCGGAAGCGCAGCAGCGGGGCGAGGCCGAGGUGGUCAACUGAGGCGACGUUUGAUUUUGCAUUUGCAUGGGGGAUGGCGUUUGAGCAUUUUCAUGGUUGCAUAGCCUGAUCAAGUUACAGAACAGAGGAAGAUGAUGAUGAUGGAUACAUUGAUUCAGAGACGCGGCGCAGGGCAGAGGGGAGGGCAGAGGGCAGAGGCUGGUGGGCCCGAGCGCCCUUAUCUUAUCGGCAUGGCGGGCAGUCUUCUCUUCGUAGCGCGUAAACGGUGCACGUCCCUCGUCAAAAAAGUGCAUGGCAAAGUUUCU